Messenger RNA from Leucoraja erinaceus (little skate), 3034 nucleotides. RefSeq names its product methyltransferase 21A, HSPA lysine (gene mettl21a). Gene Ontology annotation, molecular function: protein-lysine N-methyltransferase activity. The record is from RefSeq and is a predicted model, not a curated record. The transcript has 4 exons. Gene Ontology annotation, biological process: peptidyl-lysine methylation. NCBI's taxonomy places the organism in Eukaryota, Metazoa, Chordata, Chondrichthyes, Rajiformes, Rajidae. Gene Ontology annotation, cellular component: cytoplasm; cytosol. Bases 174 to 830 code for a protein of 218 amino acids.
GGAGAUUUUAGGAAAUCGCCCGACGCCUGCGGCCCGAAGCGGGUUUUCUCCGGACGAAGGAGGGAGGGAGGGAGGGGGAGAGGAAGGAAGGAAAGGGCGGCCCCACGCACGACGUCGUUGUCACCGCUGCCUCGCAAAGAAGCAGACUAAAUGGAACCCCGGGCUACAUCAUAAUGGCUUUACUGCCCUACGAUAAUGCCAUGAUCCCGGAACUCCGGAAAUUCCAUGAAGCCUCUGCAACCUUCCAGUUUGCUAACCGGGACAUAGUGAUCAGGCAGGACUGGAAACAGCUGGGGGUGGCAGCAGUGGUGUGGGAUGCAGCUGUGAUACUUUGCACGUUCCUUGAACUGGGAGCGGUACAGCUCCAAGACCGCACUGUGAUAGAGCUGGGAGCAGGAACUGGAUUGGUUGGAAUAGUUGCAGCACAUCUAGGUGCCGAUGUUACAGUCACUGAUAGGGAAGUAGCGCUUCAGUUCUUGGAGUCUAAUGUGCAAGAUAACAUCUCUGAUGACCUGCGAGGCAGGGUGCGGGUCAAGGAACUGACCUGGGGGGUAAACCUUUCCAAAUUCGAGCCUGCCAGCUAUGACGUUAUCCUGGGGGCUGAUGUGGUUUAUUUGGAGGAGACGUUCCCAGCCUUGCUGGAGACUCUGGAAUACCUCAGCUCUGAACGGACCACAAUCCUGCUGUCCUGCCGCAUACGGUACGCACGGGACCACGACUUCCUGAUGAUGCUUGGAAGUCACUUUGCAGUGGAGAGAGUUCAUUACGACAGCAAGAGAGAUGUUCACAUUUACAAGGCACAGAAAACAAAGUUGAAGGAAGAACUCUAAGGAAAUGGAAGUCAUUAUGUAGUAUAGGAUUACUGGUCAGGUCGACAAAGGAAUAGCAAAAGAAGCCAUUCAACAACUCAAGCCUGUUGUGCUAUUCAAUGAGCUAAGAUCUACAUUUUGACAUUUACUCAUUACAAUUUUUACCUAUAAAUGCCUUCAUCCAAUAGAAACCAGAGCAAGACAUAAAAUGCUGGAGAUACAUAGGAGGUCAGAUAACUUCAAUGCAAAGAAAACAUUUCAGGGCUUUUGUUAGUCUUGAUAAAAGCCCUGGAACCUGAACUGUUACUUUCUCUCUCCACAUAAAGCUGCCUGAUCUGCUGAGUUUCUCCAACAAUUUGUUUUUAUUUCACAACUCCAGAAUAUGCAGGGUUUUUUUCUUGCUUUUUGAAAAAUGUUCAAAUAUCCCAUUGGCACCUGGCUCAGCAGCUUUGUGGAAGAAAGGAUUCCUGAUUACCACUAUCCAUUGUUUGAAGUACAUCCCAAACUCAUUCUUCAAUGGCCUUGCCCUUGUUAUGAACUUCCCACCCCCAAUACAGGAAAUAACUUCUCCAAACACUUCAUCAAAUCCUUUAAUCACCUUAAAAGCCUUGAUUAGAUUAUCCAUUAACCCUUUGUACUUAAAGAUUUACAAGACUAGUCUUUGCAAUGUCUUCGCAGUUGAACCCUUUUGAUUCCAGAGUAUAUUCUUUCAAAUUCCAGAGCUCUGAACAGUUGAAAAUGACUUCUCUUAUAAAUUGGUCUGAAGAAGGGCCUCGACCCGAAACGUCGCCUUUUUCCUUCGCUCCAUAAAUGCUGCCUCACCCGCUGAGUUUCUCCAGCAUUUUUAUCUACCUUCUAUUAUAAAUUGACUGGGGCGGGAGAUGCGGUCAUGGCAGUAAAACUAGUAGACUCACUGCCGCAUAGUGUUAAUGACUCAAAUUCAAUCCUGACUCCUGGUGCUAUCCGUUCAGAGUUUGAAUUUUUUCCCUGUGACCACAAGAAUUUUCUCCCACACCCCAAAGAUUACCUGUUGGUAAUCAGCCACUGUAAAUUGCCACUAGUGUGUACGUGUGGAAGAAUCUGGGGGCUGUUAAUGUGAUGGGAGGAGAAUAAAAAAAGGGAUCAAUGUAGAAUUAUUGAAAAUGGGUGGUAAAUAGUCGUCACGGACUCAGUGGGCUAUUGGACAUACUUUUGAGCCGCAUCUCUCAAUGCCUCUGGAGCGUUUCAGCCUCUUUCAGGGAAAAUCAACAUUACGUUGGCCUUCUUAAUCAUUUUGUUGGUAUUUCUGUACCUCCACCCUCACCUCUACCCCCAACACUUCCAUCCACUUGCUAUUGACUAAAUGCUCUGCUCAUUCUUUCUUAGAACCAGAAUGUGUCAUAUCACCAUUAUAGAAUCCAGUCUCAAUCAUUGUGUUUGAGUCCAACGGACUCUCAAUGAGAAAUCUAAUUAUAAACACAUCGUAUUCACAAUGAUGUUCAACCCAUGUGGGUCUAUUUAAAAAAAAAUGCUUAUUAUAAUUCUGUAAUAGCUUAAUAAUUACCUAGCCUAUGAGGACUUGACCAUAAACUCCAGUGUAGUACUAAAGGAGUGCUGUACUGUCAGGCAAAGAUCAUAGAGUGGAGCAAGAUAAACCACUCCUGCAAAAUCCAAUGGACUGACGUGUAGUAUGCAACGGAGCGGAGUCUCCGCCACUUUGCGAAACCCGACUCAACUUCCGUUAUGCCUCUCGCAUUGUAAUCAGCGUUGCGGGGGAACAGUAUAUGUGUGUAAUAUAACUCGUCUACCAAAUUCGUAAUUUUGUUAAUUUUCUUUUUAAUUGUUUUCCUCACUGCUUAAUCUAUCUGUUUCGGCCCAUUUCCCUCCCAUCCUUCCUCCCCAUCCCCCUCUUUUUCUGCAUUUUCCCUUGUAUUGCUCUAACACACACCAUGCACAAAUAUCUUAUUAUAUAUAUAUAUAUGAAUGUGUGUUUGUGUGAGAGGCAAGAUAGAGAUAAUAGGCCUCAAAGUUCCAUCAUGGAUCAGAAGCAACUUUGAUUUAAAGCAACGUUCUAUUUCUCUAUAUCUUAUUUAUCAUGAUGUACAUGUAAAUGUAGAUAUAUUUCAUAAUGCUUAAAUUCUUUAGAUCCAGAGUGGGUCACCUUUUUAGAAUUUGAUCUCAACCUCUGUGUUUGUGUCCAAGAAACUGCGAGAAGUGUAAUAAAGAAGCUAUUGUUUUUAAGAUGA